This is a messenger RNA of Durotheca rogersii, 464 nucleotides long. RefSeq lists its product as uncharacterized. The record is from RefSeq and is a predicted model, not a curated record. The coding region runs from base 60 to 305 and encodes 81 amino acids. NCBI's taxonomy places the organism in Eukaryota, Fungi, Ascomycota, Sordariomycetes, Xylariales, Xylariaceae. The transcript has a single exon.
CUGGCGUAUGCCCGCACCACACGUUGUGUACAUGAGAAAGACGUAAAUACAACAUCCACAUGUGGAAUAGGCAGGUGGGUACCUGGGUACUUAGGACGCGCGCCUUCCAUUUCUUCUUGUCGCCGGCAAAUGCGUCAUCGUGGAUACCUCCGUCCUGUGUUCCGGGGGUAUGUACAUACAACAUGUACGUGCCUGACGUCCUCCCUAGAGCGAGGUACCUCCCGCCUCCCGCCUCCGCCCAUCCCAGCGGCGAUGCCAGGCCAGGUACCUGCUCUAAUCUCACCGAACCGAGGUGGACCGCGUAGGGGAGAUACACGGAUACUUGUCUAGGAGGUACCUAAGGUACAUAGGAGGUAGGUAGGUAGUCAGCAAGGGCCGUGCUUCGAUGGGGCUUUCGAUCCGUUGCCGUUUCUCUCCGUAGCUCUCAGCUGCUUGCGCUCCGACCGAGUCGAUGGGGGUACCAA